AUGGCAUCACCGGCUGCGGAAGCCGAGAAGCUUGCGUUUACCACGCUUCCCUGGGAUGGCCAGGGACGCUUUGCAUCCCCGCGGCCGUACUUCACUCGUCUCUGGCAGCAUGCCCGGCGCUUGGGCAUCGCGUGGCCGAAGGACUUCUCCGAGUCUUUGCGAGCUGCCCUCGAUCGUGCCUUAGUGUCGGCACCUCGAUGUGAGCAUGCGGUGCCUCCCGCUGCGCCGGGCCUGCUGCGCGUGCAGCUGACGAAAGAAGGCGAUGUGAGCGUUGCUUUACGCGCCGUGCCGGCUGGGCCAGGGGACGCCUGGAAAGCCAUCUCUGUCGCAGCGCCGUGCUUUGGAAGGCACACCGGCGCAAAGCAUGGAGCAUGGUCGCCUUAUGCAGAGGCCACGGCCGCCGCGCGGAGCUCGGGGGCAGCUGUAGCUCUGCUGAUCCAUGAUGGCUUGGUGGCAGAUGGUGACCGCUGCACGCCGAUGGUUCGGCUGCCUGGAUCAGAGGAGGUGCUGAUUCCAUCCGAGGCUCGGGCUGUGCAUUCCGUCACUCUUGAGCUCCUGGAGCCGAGAUUGGCGCCUUUUCGCGUCCGCCAGGCAGAUAUCCCUCUGGACAUGCUGUGGCAGGCUGAGGAGGUGCUGGUCGUUGGAAGCGGCUUGGGCGUGCGGUCGCUCCUUUCACUGGACGGGCGUCCGCUGGGUUCCGGGCGCCGCCUGGCGUCGACGGCCACGCGAGCGCUAGAGGACAUUCGGCGAAGUGGCUGGAGCGAUGUUGCAGAUGUCGUGUCGGCCGCUGCAGCGACCGCCCCCGAGCAGCGCCUCUGGUCGUCGCCGGUGGACGACGGUUUGCUUCCCGGCCUCGCCGAGACGCUCUCCGCGCGCGGAUUGUGGGGUGCCGGGUCAGGCUGGGCACCAGAUCAGCUGCUUUUACACUCGGGCGGGCCGGUGACAGAUGUGGCCGGCACUUCGUUGCUCGCCGGACCGCCUUCGCUCAGGUUCCUGGCCCUGCAGCCCGAGGUGUGUUUGCCUUCGGGACAGAUAGUGGCAGAGUUCCCAGUGGAUGAGCUGGAAGAUGUCAAUGUGAAGUCCUUGAAGCAAAAGUUGCAGAGUAAGUGUGGAGUGCCGCGAUUCAGACAGCAGCUUGUGAUUGGUGGAGACAUCCUGGAGGAUGACAACAGGCUUGUUUCGCCGCUGGAUGAUGUGCAGCAUUUGCAGCUCAUCUUUGUUCCGUUCAUUAAUGCUUCGAGAGAGCAGCGCGAUGAGCUCAUCAGCAUCAUGGUUGAGGAUGCCGUGACCCUUGCCCAGGUGGAGGAAAUCUUGCAGCGACCACAGGAUCCAGGUUUGGAAGGCAGCGCAAGCGGCCCAGACGAGCCGAUUUUGCCUGUCGUUGUUGCAGCCGAGAGAGGCCACACAGACAUUGUCCGGCUAUUGGCCGAGGCCGCGGCCGACAUAAAUAAGCUCGGUUACCCUUGUGAUACAUUUCAAGGAGGCACCGCUCUCAUGUGGGCAUGUGAGAGCGGUCACUUGGACACUGCUCGUGCGCUCUUGGAGCUAGGGGCCGACGUGGAUAUAUACCAAAACGAAGAACGCGCGACAGCUCUUAUCCGCGCAGCUGAGCAAGCCCAUGUAGACAUUCUGCGCUUGCUUCUAGAGGCCCGAGCACAGGUCAACCAGCAACAGCAACGUGGAAGGACGGCUCUUGUUUGCGCAUGCUUCCUAAACAACCUAGAAGCUGCCCGCGUGCUGGUGGAGGCAGAAGCUGACUUGAAUGUGCAAGACAAUGUCGGCAUGACGGCAUUGGGUUGGACAUCUGGCGCAGGCCAUGUGGAAGUUGUGCGUUUGCUGCUCCAAGCCGGGGCUGCCCCUGCAUUGGAAAGUGAUGUAGGCCUUACUGCUGCUGUGUGUGCAUCCGCGCAGGGCCACUCGGCAAUCGUAGAGUUGCUCCUUGAUGCUUGGGAUGCCUCCAUUAGUGGUCCAGAUCUGAUAACCGCCAUUGCUGCCGCAUCCAUUAUGGGCCGAAUGCAGACCCUACAGCUCCUACUGGAGGUGAGAGGCGGCCAAGACGUGCCAGACUAUGCAAGAUGUGUCGCCGUGAGCUGCACUUCAGCGAAAGGUCAUGUGGAAAUACUCCGAAAGCUCUUGCAGGUAGGGGGGGGCACAAGCCGCCAACACACUGACGACACCCUAGCAUUUUUGAGUGCUGUUGAUCGUGGACACGUAGCGUCAGCACGAGUAUUGUUGGACAAUGGACUUCCGAAUGCUGCAGGUCCUGCUGGGCUUCAGGCCCUCGUCUCCGCAGCACUCCGUGGGUAUGACCAAAUGGUAGACUUACUCCUGCAGUCUCAGGCUGGCAAAGAUCUUGUUAAUGCUGGUGGCAGCCGGGCCAUCGCGUUCAUUUGCGCAGGAAGUCAAGGCCAUGCAGGGCUUGCGGGUUGGCUGGUUCAGUCGCACCGUGUCGUACGUCAGGAGAUGAAGUGGUGCGACGUCGAGCACAUGAGAUUGCUUCAUUUCGUCGUGCACGGGAGGAAGUAA
Molecule: messenger RNA, 2526 nt
Organism: Symbiodinium sp. CCMP2592
Lineage: Eukaryota; Dinophyceae; Suessiales; Symbiodiniaceae
Source: the annotation of a GenBank genome assembly